UGGUCGCAGUCGGUCAGUGUUGACAGAAGAGCAGCAUGAGACCUCUCUCUGCUCGGAUCAUGACAGCAUGGGGAUGUUUGGAGGAAAAUACUGUCUGACAGCUCACUGCGAGAAAAGAAACAUGUGGAGGACCUUAACUCUCACAUUGAUAGUUGUUCUGGCGCUGGGUACAGAGGUGUCUCUGACGGAGGAUGUGUGGUCCGUGGGGGCGGUGGAGAAGGAAUUGGAGAAGCAGCAGCAGAAUAUCAGCGAGAUAUCAAACAUACCAGGAGGAUCCCGACAACAGAUCCUGGCUGCUCAGUUUGAGUGCUACCUGAAGAUAAUCAAUGAUCCCCCACGGAAAGAAGAAGGAGUAUACUGUAACCGUACGUGGGAUGGCUGGCUGUGCUGGGGGGAUUCGGCUCCAGGGAUGUCCAUUCAGAUGUGUCCUGACUACUUUCUUGACUUUGAUCCUGCAGAGAAGGUAACCAAAGUGUGUGAUAGUAAAGGCAAAUGGUUCCGGCACCCAGAGAGCGACAGAGUCUGGUCGAACUACAGCCAGUGUUCGGCCCUCACCAAAGAAACCCACAAGCUGGUCUUCAGCCAGUACUACCUGGCCAUGGUGGGUCACUCCCUGUCUAUUGUCUCCCUCAUCAUCUCUCUGAUCAUCUUCUCCUACUUCAAGAGUCUCAGCUGCCAAAGAAUUUCCCUCCACAAGAACAUGUUUCUUUCCUUCAUCUUGAACUCCAUCGUCACGAUAAUCUGGCUCUCGCUAACUGUUGCUCUCGCUAACGACCAAGACAUACACAGCAGCAUCCAAGUGAGCUGUAAAAUCCUAGCAGUGCUGGCUCAGUAUACGGCCACUUCAACCUACUUCUGGAUGUUGUGUCAAGGCAUCUACCUCCACACUCUCAUCAUAGUGGCAGUGUUUGUUGGGGAACAGCCGCUCUUCUGGUACUAUGUCCUGGGAUGGGGAUUCCCUGUUUUUCCUGCCAUCAUUUACGCUGUGGGUCGUGGACUCUUCUACAAUGACAAGUGUUGGAUCAGCUCAAACACACACCUGGUCUAUAUCAUCCACGGGCCCAUUCAAGCUGCACUGCUUGUGAACUUUUUCUUCCUCCUGAACAUCGUCCGGGUCCUCAUCACCAAGCUGAAGCAGACUCACUGUGCUGAGUCUACCACCUACAUGAAGGCUGUGAGAGCCACUCUCAUCCUCAUCCCUCUGUUGGGAGUCCAGUACAUCCUCCUCCCCUGGAGGCCGGAGGCACACAUUAGCCGGGCCAUCUAUGACUUCUUUGUAAGUAUCUUCGGACACUUCCAGGGUCUCCUGGUGGCCAUUAUAUUCUGUUUCUGCAACGCUGAGGCGCAGAUGGCUCUGAAGAGGAAGUGGGCUCAGUGUAAAUCUGCCUGGGGUCACACACCCAUGACCAACAGCUACCACCACAACUCCUCCAUCACUGAAACCAGCCGUGCCACCAUUAACCUGGAGCAACCUGCUGCUGCAGCCUCUAUGCAACACAAAGACGGAAACUCUCUGUCCAAAGAGCAGCAGAUGAGCAGCAAGACGCGCAGCAACGGAGAGGUAGACACGCUCAACAAGCUGGAGACCACGGACAUCUGACUGAGAGAGCACAGAAGUGAUUGUUAAUGUGCCAAACACACACUGUGUCACUUACGUGUACAUACAGGAGAACAGAGAGAGUGUGUGAAGGUGAACUUUCAGAAUAUCAGUUUACUGAGCAGGGCUGUGUAUGUAAAGUUUGUACAGAGAUCUGAAAGCACUUAAAUAGCAUGUGAUAUUCACUCACACAUUUUGGACUUGUAUUUACAAAAGAAAAACAUGUUGUCCUGGCGUUAUUCUGUCAUCAUAGUGUAGUAAUGUUUUUUGUGAAUGUGCGAUUUGUUCCAGGGAUGAAGUCCACUUACUGUGUUUUAAGUAUUUUAUUUUUUAGAACACAUAAGAUGUAACAAACCGGCAUUUUGAUAUCAUGUAUGCAGGGCUAUGUGUUUGUGUAAUAAUCUGCCCUAUAAGCCUCUGAAGUCUUUACCAAGGCCUCACACCACUGCGACCAAUGAAUGUUACAGCACUAUGAUGUGAUCUGGACUUCAGAAAACCAGUUUCCCCGUUAGGUUAUUGAAUCAUUGUAAUGACAGAAUUUACACCCUGACUAAAGGCAGCCUUAUGGUGAACACAAAUUGCCUCUUGGAGGACAUUAAAGUAUUCUAAACUAAACAACUAUCCACAACAUGGCCCAAUACAGAUCACACCUUAAACACCUGAAUUGGAUGUAUUUAUUCAAACAACACUAGUUAAAAGAUAAGGAUAGAAACAAAACAACACAUACAAUCCCCGAGUGAAAGGCUGAGCUACAAGCUGUCCCCACCCCAAAAGCUCCUGUCCUCUGCAGGCAGCACUUGAGUUUUUAAACCCCCAAAACCAGGUGCUCCUACCUGCCAAACAUGGAUCUUAUCUGUGAGGUGAGAUAAAACAGAAUAAGAAAGGGACAAACAGACAGGGGAAACAUACAGCUGACACAACAGGGUGAAAGAAAAAGGUUGCGCAGUCAUGGUUAGGAUUGUGAUUUUCUGUAGGCAUGUAAGAGAAACAGGAUUUGACCACAGUCGGAGGAAGAAGGCGUGAACUUUAUAACAUGCAUCUCCUUUAUGAGAUCAUUUUUCAUUUAUUGUCCUGAGAAAAGAACACAAAAAGAACUUAUGGAAAUGUAUCAUUUCUUGCCCUACUGCUGAGUGAAUAACCCUUUGUGUAUAACUAAAAAUGAUCUAUAUAUACAUACAUAUAAACAUAGAUAUAUAAGGAUAAAGGGACAAUUGGUUGGUCAUUCUUUUUCAGUGUAACUAAAUGUUAAAGUUGUGAAAGGCAAGCUUGACAGAGGAACUACUGACUGAUGUUGUGAACCAAAGUUAAGUCCUACUUUUGCAAUGGUGCUCAGUAGAGAUCAUUAUCUGUCUACUUUGACUUUGUCUAAAUUCAUGUAGUUGGAGAAAGUUUGGUUACCUUUGCGCUACCUUAUCAUGUUUAUAAAAUUGUAAAUAAUUCUAAAAAAGACACACUUAAUGUCUGUGAAGUAUGAACUGUAAAUAAUCAACACUGUUUUCAAAAUGGAAAAGAAAGUUACACAAAAGCACACAUUUAGUUACUAGCAGCCUUAUCCUCCUGGGUUUCUUGAAAAUAAUCUAAAGAGAGGUGUUACAGGUUCUAAGAAAUUUAUUGUGGGGUGUAAAAAAACCUAAACAGACCUGAAAACAACAUUUCUAUAUGUUUCAAUGUGUCAGCCAUCUCUCGAAACCGGUAUUGUUUUUCAGUUUCACAGUUCUCGUGGUUUGUGCUCUGAGAUUUUUAGGGCUGUAAUGUUAAAAUCAUGUUUAAAAUUCUGUCUGAAAAAAAAAUAGCAAUGCUUUUUGACUGAAAACUGAAAAGUAGUUUUUUACCCUUAUUUUUACUGUUAAAUGAAUGAAAAAAAAAAAUUCUUUGUCAGCUAUGCUUGCACAAAUGAUCCGUUUACUAAAAUCAGACCUCAUCUGAACUUGGAAUGUACUCUGUUGAAAAAAGCUUGAGAUUGUUUUUGCUCAUUUACACUGCUCAUGCAAUUAAGUAGGAAAUUAAUCAGCAGCAAAAUGUACAUAUCAUAUCAAACCCGGGCAACACAAGAGCUAAGCAUGGUGUAUUUGUAAAGUGGACUUGAACUUGUUCUUUAUCUGAAUAGUGCUCAUACUUCCUGGAACUAAAUUAUGUGCUGAACAUUUACAACUCUGAUAAUUCAGACUGCAAGCCGAGCUUUGAGUACAAGAGAAUUACUGGUGCAGAGAUAAUGGAGCCGUGGAGUGCUGCAAUCUCAGUCUUUCUCUUCACUCAGUCCAUUAAAAACAUUACGCUGGGAGAUUGGAAAAUAAAAAAAGAACACAUAGAAAAGAUGUGAUUUGCAAAAUACUGUCCAAAUAGAAACAGAACAAUGCAUUUAGUAUUCCACUUUAUGUCCCUGUUGAACAUGGCUUUUGCAGACAAAACAAAACAACUAAGUGUAUACAUGGGUGUUUUUAAAGGCUUGCAAUGUAUGUAUGGUUAUAUUUUUCAUUCUGCACUGUUUUUACUGUGGCUGUCAAAAUGUGGUGUUUUCCUGUUUUCAAAGAUUGUACUUUAAUUGUAACCAUUUUUAAAUGCACAAAGUGCCACUUCAGAUAUUAGUCAUUAGUUUUUCCACUGUAAGUAUGCCAUGCUUGUAUGUACAUUGGCAGACAACAUUACCAGAACCCCUUAAUUUCAUUAGCCUUUUAUUGAGCUAGUCAUGUGUAUUUGUUUUGUUUUUUCAUCUUCGUGGGCAUACAGAUGUUCGAAUAUGUGUAUAGCAAGGUACACUUAUAUAAAAGGAGAAUAUGACACAGUUAUGAUAAUAAGAAUGAGGGGUGAGAGGACACUGAUACAAAGGAUUAAAUGUUGGGCAGGUAUCUAAACCUGUUCACUCUUCCCAAAAUAACAGCUUUCAUCGACGUAUUUAUGAAUACAUUUGAGAAACAUUCCAAUAAAAUAUCAUAAUUAAAUUAAAGUAAAUUUAACUGUAAAUAUAUUUUAACACAGCCAUUUAUGUGUGGAAAUAAAGUUGUUUGAACCUCAA
Notolabrus celidotus (New Zealand spotty) is the source of this 4610-nucleotide messenger RNA. It is a transcript of the gene calcrl2, whose product is annotated as calcitonin receptor-like 2. Gene Ontology annotation, molecular function: adrenomedullin receptor activity; calcitonin receptor activity; calcitonin gene-related peptide receptor activity. Bases 68 to 1600 code for a protein of 510 amino acids. The record is from RefSeq and is a predicted model, not a curated record. Gene Ontology annotation, cellular component: plasma membrane. Gene Ontology annotation, biological process: adenylate cyclase-activating G protein-coupled receptor signaling pathway; angiogenesis; cell surface receptor signaling pathway. Lineage: Eukaryota; Metazoa; Chordata; Actinopteri; Labriformes; Labridae. The transcript has 13 exons.